Molecule: messenger RNA, 855 nt
Organism: Chrysoperla carnea
Lineage: Eukaryota; Metazoa; Arthropoda; Insecta; Neuroptera; Chrysopidae
Product: trypsin alpha-like
Exons: 3
Coding region: 76-855 (259 amino acids)
Biological process (GO): proteolysis
Molecular function (GO): serine-type endopeptidase activity
Source: RefSeq, a predicted model, not a curated record
AUAUAAAUAAAUACUGUCACAUUGAAAUGUCACAAUACUAAAUAAUUUUUGAAAGAACUAUAAUCACCAAUCAUAAUGAAAAUAUCACUAUUUUGUAGUGUUUUGAGUGUUUUAGUGUUUUCUGCAAGUGGCAGUAUUUUACUUAGACCACAUCUUGAUGGACGGAUAGUAGGAGGUGAGCCAACAACCAUCGAAGAAUUUCCAUAUCAAAUUUCUUUAGAAAUUUCUGGGAGCCACAGUUGUGGUGGAUCAAUUAUCAGUCCAAAUGUUAUUUUAACAGCUGCACACUGUACCAGGGAUACUAGUCUAAAGGCAAUGAGAAUCCGUGCUGGAACAACAAAUCGAGGAAAAGAUGGAGUUGUUAGAACGGUUAAAGAGAAACAUGUCCAUGAAUUAUUUAAUUUUCAAAACAUAGAUUAUGAUGUAUCCUUGCUUGUGCUUAACGAAUCAUUAGAACUUUCAUCAGCAAUUAAACCAAUUGCAUUACCAGAUGAAUCAGAUUAUCUCAAAGCCAAUGAAUCUGCUGUAACAACUGGAUGGGGUGCAACUAGUUCAGGAGGAUUGUUUUUACCAAAAAUUUUACAGAAAGUUGUAGUACCUAUCGUCGAUCAAGAUAUAUGUAAUGAUGCAUACAAAGAUAUGAAUAGUAUCACUGCACGUAUGAUUUGUGCUGGAUAUUUAGGUGAAGGUGGUAAAGACGCAUGUCAAGGUGAUUCUGGUGGUCCAUUGGCAUCGAAUAAUAAAAUCCAUGGUAUUGUUUCAUGGGGUAAUGGAUGCGCACUCAAAAAAUAUCCUGGUGUAUACACUCGAGUCACAGCUGUCCGUGAAUGGAUUCGAUCAAAAGUUAAUUUAUAG